Morchella sextelata is the source of this 1359-nucleotide messenger RNA. RefSeq lists its product as uncharacterized. Gene Ontology annotation, biological process: protein histidyl modification to diphthamide. The transcript has 2 exons. Gene Ontology annotation, molecular function: 2-(3-amino-3-carboxypropyl)histidine synthase activity. The record is from RefSeq and is a predicted model, not a curated record. Bases 1 to 1359 code for a protein of 452 amino acids. Lineage: Eukaryota; Fungi; Ascomycota; Pezizomycetes; Pezizales; Morchellaceae.
AUGACUUCUCCGGACGCCCCAGUCGAUACCGCUCCCACCACCACCGCCGCAGAUAUCCCCGAUACCGCCGCCCCCGCGCCGAAGCAGCCCCGAAAGCGCUUCGUCGGCAAACGAACCGCCACCGAGCUACAAACCCAAAAAGCUACCAGCACGAGCACGGGUAUUGAAGAAGGCGAUGCCCUCCAACUCUCCGCCAAACCCCGCCGCACCGGCGGCCGCGCAAUAAACCAGAUCCCCCCCGAAAUCCUCCACGAUGAGGCCCUAAACGCCGCCAUCACCCUCCUGCCGCCCAACUACAACUUCGAAAUCCACAAGACCAUCCAUCACAUCCGCAAGACCUCGGCGACGCGGGUGGCCCUGCAGAUGCCCGAGGGCCUCCUCCUCUUCGCCUGCACCCUCGCCGACAUCAUCGAGACCUUCUGCCCCGGCGUCGAAACCCUCAUCAUGGGUGACGUCACAUACGGCGCAUGCUGCAUCGACGACUACACCGCCCGCGCCCUCGGCUGUGACCUCCUCGUCCACUACGCACACUCGUGUCUAAUCCCCGUGGACGUGACCGAGAUAAAGACGCUCUACAUCUUUGUCACUAUCGGUAUCGAUGUCACGCAUCUCGUGGACACGAUAGAGCGCAACUUUGCUGCGCCGAAGCAUCUGGCCCUCGUGGGGACGAUACAGUUUAAUGCCGCCAUCCACGCCGCGCGACAACCGUUAGAGGCAGCGGGAUACACACUAACAGUCCCACAGAUUAUGCCGCUAUCAAAAGGCGAGAUCCUGGGCUGCACCAGCCCCCAAAUCAACACCAAGGAGGUCGACGCACUCAUCUACGUCGGCGACGGGCGCUUCCACCUUGAAUCCGCCAUGAUCCAGAACCCGACGCUGUCCAGUCACCGCUACGACCCGUACUCCCGCCGCUUCACCGUCGAGAACUACAAUCACGACGAGCUGUACAGCCUGCGACGGGCUGCAAUCGCCACGGCGCAGAAGGCGCGGAAAUAUGGGCUGAUCCUCGGAACGCUAGGGCGGCAGGGAAAUGCACAUACAGUGGAAAGGUUGGAGGAGCGGUUACGGGUGCUGGGGAUCCCAUAUGUAGUUGUGUUGCUGUCCGAGAUCUUUCCGGGGAAGCUGGGGAUGAUGAAGGAUGUGGAGGCGUGGGUACAGGUGGCCUGUCCAAGGUUGAGCAUUGAUUGGGGGUAUGCGUUUGAGCGGCCAUUGCUGAGUCCGUAUGAGGCAACAAUUGCGCUGGGAUUGAGGGAGGAGCAGUGGGGUGUGGGCGGGGAGGGGUAUAAGAUGGAUUUUUAUGCGAAAGAGGGAUUGGGGAGGACAAAGAGGGGGGAGGGGCUGCCGGGGUUGGGGGUAUAG